GAAAGGACCCAUUUUGAAACAAAUAAGAAUUAUUAAAAACCAGCGUGGUUUACACGCGCUGAGAUAGAGGUAGAGGCUCUCACUCAGUCCCACCUUCACCUUAUCGCCAACCCAAAGCAAACCAAAUUCUUCCUUCUCCUUUCAUGGUUGGCCGUUAGGACCCAACGUCCACCUCAAAAACUAUGGCCGUUUCAUUCAAUUCCGUCCUCGGCUUCUCUUCAACGAAGUUGCGAAGUGAGUACCAGAAUGUCUCAAAAUCGUCUGCUGCUGCAGCUUCAUUGUCAAGGGUGGUCUGCCAAGGAAAGCCCUAUGUCGGUACAUUUUGGUCGAGAAGAUUUGUAAAGGAAAAAGGGAGGGAGUUUUAUGUUUCAGUUGCUGAAGGUGAUCAGCUUACAGCAGAAGGCAGUGAUGGUGGCCCUGGCAACGCGGGAAGAUUGCUCUCCAAUGAUCUGAUUUCAUCAGGUGAUUCCGGUGCCCCUGAGGCUUCCAACACUAGCUCAUCAGCUUCUGUAAAUCAAGAGGAGACAUCAUCAGCAACCAGCCAGCUAGAGAAACCGAAAAGGUCACCCUUGACAGCAAGGGAGAGACUAAGAGCAGCCCGGGUUUUGAAUCGUUACAACAACACUGAAUCAAGGGCAGCUAAAUCUUCAUCAGAUAUGAGCAGCAAAGUAUUAGAUGCCAUUAGAGAAAGUGAUCGUGGGAAGAAAAAGGGACUUCCUGAAGCCCCUGGAAACAUGCUUGAUGACAGUAAACGAGGGAUGCCACCAAAGGGACUCACUUUCCAGUUUCCAGGGGGUAAUGAUUUAUUUGUUAUUAUCUUCUCAUUCGUGUUUAUCAGUACUGUAAUGUUUGCUACCACCUUCAUUGUGUGGAAAGUAGGAGCCAUCCAUUUUAAUGAAUACUAGAAGGUAGAUUAACUGUAGUUUUGAUUGUAUUCCACAGUUUUGAACAGGAAAGCGAAUUCAUAUACAUAUUUUUUUCUGUAUCUUCUUGGUCUUGGGUAUAUCAAUUAGAACUUCAAAACUCUAUAAUUUAGAUCUUGUCUAUACAGUCAAUGUACAAAUAUCUGCUUAUAGUCAAGAUUUGCUGCAUGAUAUGCGUUUGUUCAGCAUGUGUUUAAUGCAGCCGUAACAAAGACGAACUUGGCUUUUGUCUUCCUUGAAUUAAAUUUUCGUUCGGUAUUCAUAUUCAA
Messenger RNA from Cannabis sativa, 1192 nucleotides. RefSeq lists its product as uncharacterized. The record is from RefSeq and is a predicted model, not a curated record. Gene Ontology annotation, cellular component: chloroplast thylakoid membrane. NCBI's taxonomy places the organism in Eukaryota, Viridiplantae, Streptophyta, Magnoliopsida, Rosales, Cannabaceae. The transcript is spliced from 2 exons. Bases 183 to 905 code for a protein of 240 amino acids.